Ricinus communis (castor bean) is the source of this 879-nucleotide messenger RNA. RefSeq names its product V-type proton ATPase subunit G 1. Gene Ontology annotation, cellular component: vacuolar proton-transporting V-type ATPase complex. Gene Ontology annotation, molecular function: proton-transporting ATPase activity, rotational mechanism. The record is from RefSeq and is a predicted model, not a curated record. NCBI's taxonomy places the organism in Eukaryota, Viridiplantae, Streptophyta, Magnoliopsida, Malpighiales, Euphorbiaceae. Gene Ontology annotation, biological process: proton transmembrane transport. Bases 318 to 650 code for a protein of 110 amino acids. The transcript is spliced from 4 exons.
CUCUCUAUCUCUCUCUCUCUCUCUCUCUCUCUUUUCUUCUCUCUUUUGUUUUUCUUGAUUUUUGCUAUUUCUUAGCCUAUCUCUCUGUGCUUUUUAGAUUACUUUAAAUCCCAUUGUUACAAUCAUUAUUUCUAUUAAAUUUUCUUUUCUUUCUUUUGGGUUCUAAUUAUAGGUCACUAACGUUUUCAGUAAAGAUAAGAACUUUCUGAUCUUGUGAUCUUCAGUUUCUUGAACAUGUCAGAUAAAUCUGAAGCUUAAUCAUCAAUCCUAGAUGAAAUUCAUGUUGGUUUAGUAAUCCACUAGAAAUUCCUGGAAGAAUGGAUUCCAACAGGGGUCAGAAUGGAAUUCAACUCCUGCUAGCUGCAGAACAGGAAGCUCAGCAUAUUGUCAAUGCUGCCAGAAGUCAAAAAAUGGCUAGACUGAAACAAGCCAAGGAAGAGGCUGAAAAGGAUAUUGCUGCAUUCCGUGCUCACAUGGAAGCUGAGUUUCAGAGGAAGGUUGCAGAGAGUAGCGGGGAUUCUGGUGCAAAUGUGAAGCGGCUGGAGCAAGAAACAGACACAAAGAUACACCACCUCAAGAUAGAAGCAUCAAGAAUAUCCUAUGAUGUGGUACAGAUGCUUCUCAAGCAUGUGACAUCAGUGAAGAACUAGGAACUGGCUGCACCAAGAGGUUAAUCGUGUUAAAAUGUUCUCCUUGUGCAUGUACCAUUUUGAUUCGGACACUGGUGUUCUGAUUUGGUGAGAGUGCAUUUAUUUCAGUUCUCUCUAAAAUAUUUAUGACCUCUAUUGCUUUAUUAUGUUUAUUUAUGAAAUUUAUAGCUUGUAUUGCUUGAUUACUUCAUGAAAUAAAUUAGCUCUGGUUAAGAGAUCCUUUCUUUUA